UAGGUAGAAAUAGAGGCUCUGGUUUGUUCUCAUUUCUUUACAAAAAGUCCAAUUUUCUGAUGUUGAAUUAAACAAAGAAACAAAAAAUGGUAGGAGGAGGAGAAAAUGAAAAUGAAAAGAAGAUGAAAAUACUAUGCCUCCAUGGAUUCAGAACCAGUGGCAGCUUUAUCAAAAAACAAAUCAGCAAAUGGGAUCCUUCCAUUUUCUCUCAAUUUCAUAUGGAAUUCCCAGAUGGAAAAUUUCCUGCUGGAGGGAAAUCUGACAUAGAAAGCAUUUUUCCUCCACCUUACUUCGAGUGGUUUCAAUUCGAUAAGGAUUUUACUGAGUAUACUAAUUUGGAAGAAUGUAUCACAUAUUUGACUGAAUACAUCAUAGCCAAUGGUCCCUUUGAUGGUUUCCUUGGGUUCUCACAGGGAGCAACACUUUCAGCACUUUUAAUAGGUUAUCAAGCACAGGGAAAAUUGUUAAAGGAGCAUCCACCUAUAAAGUUUUUUGUAUCGAUAUCAGGAUCUAUGUUUAGAGAUCCUAGCAUAUGUGAUGUUGCGUAUAAGGAUUUAAUCAAAGCUAAAUCGGUUCAUUUUAUUGGUGAGAAAGAUUGGUUGAAAAUUCCUUCUGAGGAACUUGCUUCUGCUUUUGAGAAACCUGUUAUAAUAAGGCAUCCUCAAGGUCACACUGUCCCAAGAUUAGAUGAAGUUUCUACCGUUUUGUUGAAAAAUUGGGUUGCGGAAAUCGUAAGGGAAGAAAAAGUUGGUGUCUCAGUUUGUGAGGAUGAAAGGAAGGAAGAUGUUGAUGGUACCGACGGGGUGGAAAUAAACAAUGGAAAUGCGGAUACUAUAGAGGCGGUCUAAGCCGGAAAAUUUAAGAUUAUUAAGGAAGGGAUCUGAAAUUGAUUCAAAUUAUGUUUUUAGUAGUGAUUCUUCAUGUAGUUUGCUGAAUUAUUGAGUACUUGUAAUAAAGUUAGAUGAAUUCACCUCAAAUCAUGAAUAUGUUUUUGCUUGAAUUAAUCGAAUUGAUUGUGGACAUUUUCUUUGUAUCUAUCUCUGUAGUAAUCUAUAAUAGGACGCAUGAAUAAAUGAUAAUUAUGAUUGCGAUUAA
Vicia villosa (hairy vetch) is the source of this 1095-nucleotide messenger RNA. RefSeq lists its product as uncharacterized. The coding region runs from base 87 to 848 and encodes 253 amino acids. The transcript has 4 exons. NCBI's taxonomy places the organism in Eukaryota, Viridiplantae, Streptophyta, Magnoliopsida, Fabales, Fabaceae. The record is from RefSeq and is a predicted model, not a curated record.